AUGUCUGCAGCGGUCGACUUUGCUCCCCACAAUUUUGGCCGUCAUACCCCGUUGGACGAGCAACAGCUUCAGCGGCCAUCCCAAGCAAGGCAGCUUCCACGGCUGCCACCCGUGGCCACCAUGAUCCCAGCCGCGGCGUCGAGCCACUCGCCCGUACUGCCCAACGGCCGUGAAGCUUCUUACUACGGCGGGAAACCGACAUACUAUUCCGACUAUGCCACCCCUUCUCCCGUGGGCCAGACGCCGCCGCCCCAGUUGCCAAUCCCGAAUAGCGAUCCUCGCCCGUUGUCGAGGCGGGCAACGGAUCUCCAACGCUCUCCAGCGUUGUCGUCUCCAGCCAGCGACCGACCAUCGGAGGAGGUGGCUCAAGAGUUGCGGUUGAGGCAGAUGGGCAGCUUACACGAGGCUCACGGCCAAGCGCAAAUAUCACGCCCCUUCGUCCACCAGCCAUCGCCACGAUCACGAGGCAACUCCUUGCAACACGACAGUGCCUUUGCUCCAGCGUUAGUCACCGCCCCCUCCGCGGGGUCCUACUCUUCUCCAAUAUUAAGCAACGGGCGCUCUUUGUUGCCGCCGCAGGUGCCACGAAGCCCGCCGAGCAUACAAGCCAGCGGUUCCCCGCGCCAGGAACCCAAAUCGAUGAGCAUCUCCAACCUCCUGAGCUCCGAGACCAACAACACAACCACGAUGAUGACCACACCUACCACUACCACUACCCCCAACGCCACCGUCGCCGGCAACCCCCCACCCCCAACCAGCAUGCCGCGCACGCCAACCACCGAAUACCGCAUCACCGUCCGGCAGCAACCCCUGGCGGCGCGCAGCUGCGGCUUCGGCGAGCGCGACCGGCGGGUGAUCGACCCGCCGCCGAUCGUGCAGCUGACGAUCCACGACGAGACGCUGGGGCCGGACGAGCUGGCGCGGCGGCUGCGGCACCAGUUCUCGGUGGUGCACUGCUCCAUCUGGGACGAGCGCGGGGUGCGCGACAUGUCGAGCAUGCCCGAGGACUUCCGGCAGCAGCGGCGGCUGAUGGGCACGCUGGUGGCCAGCCCCUUCGUCGGGCUGGACGAGCACGGCGCCGAGGGCUGCUUCUUCUGCUUCCCCGACCUGAGCUGCCGCACCCCGGGCGCGUUCCGCCUCAAGUUCGCCCUCGUCGUGCUCGACCCGGCCCGCAUGCGCGUCGGCGAGCGCUCCGCCAUCGUCGCCACCGCCAUGAGCGAGCCCUUCCAGGUGUACAAUGCCAAGGACUUCCCCGGCAUGCAGGCCAGCACGCCGCUGACCAAGCGGUUGAAGGAGCAGGGCUGUCUGAUCAGUAUCAAGAAGGGGAACGAGAAGCGGGACGCCGGCGGGGGCGCCGGGAAGGGCGAUGUUGACGAUGAGGAUGAGGACGAGGAGGAGGGCGGCGGCGGCGGCGAAAGUAGUAGCGGGGCUGGCGGGGACGAGAAGGGGAGGCCGAAGAAGCGGACGAAGAAAUAG
Messenger RNA from Thermothielavioides terrestris NRRL 8126, 1476 nucleotides. RefSeq lists its product as uncharacterized. The coding region runs from base 1 to 1476 and encodes 491 amino acids. Lineage: Eukaryota; Fungi; Ascomycota; Sordariomycetes; Sordariales; Chaetomiaceae. The record is from RefSeq and is a predicted model, not a curated record. The transcript has 2 exons.